Messenger RNA from Ictalurus furcatus (blue catfish), 4223 nucleotides. Its product is annotated as collectin-12-like. The transcript is spliced from 9 exons. Lineage: Eukaryota; Metazoa; Chordata; Actinopteri; Siluriformes; Ictaluridae. Gene Ontology annotation, molecular function: pattern recognition receptor activity; low-density lipoprotein particle binding. The record is from RefSeq and is a predicted model, not a curated record. Bases 1490 to 3685 code for a protein of 731 amino acids.
CAUGUUCUCCCCGUGCUGCGGGGGUUUCCUCCGGGUACUCCGGUUUCCUCCCCCAGUACAAAGAUAUGCAUGGUAGGCUGAUUGGCAUGUCAAAGUGUCUGUAAAAGUGUCAAACUGUCAAAGUGUCCGUAAAAGUGUCCAUGACACAAAGUGUCCGUAGUGUAUGAGUGGGUGUGUGAGUGUGUAUGUGAUUGCGCCCUGCGAUGGAUUGGCACCCUGUCCAGGGUGUACCCUGCCAUGUGCCCGAUGCUCCCUGGGAUAGACUCCAGGUUCCCCAUGACCCUGAAAAGGAUAAGCGGUAUAGAAGAUGGAUGGUUGGAAUAUUAACCAUUUCAAACAUCAACUGUUUCAGUAACACUUUGCAUGUAUACUGUAGCUAAUGAAGAACUUUUCACUCGAGGUACUCUUGGCCCCAUUCUCACUAUUCAGGCCGUUCAGGAUUUCGAAGAGUUGUUUUUGUGAUUGUCGCAACCAAAAUCACUCGAUUUUGCUGUGGAUUUUUAAAAAAAAAAAUUUGCGAUGCAACUUGAGGAGUGUUUUUUUGUUGCUUUUUUUUGUUGUUUUUUUUUGCAGAAAACUACUCGAACCAGACCUUUUCACUGUUCUGACGUUUGACGUGUGUGAAUCGAAGAGAGCUUUGGUUAAAUGCACCUUGUGAGGACGUCACAUGACGCAUCCUGGCCCAAAUCUGCUGAAAAUCUGUGGUAAUUUUUUAAAAAUGGCAAGCUCCCCUGAAUUUUGAAGAAUUUCUGUGAUUUUGUUCAUUUCCAUAUCCGGAGAAUCCCAGAGGGUCUGACUAUUAGCUCUGUACCACUCUUUCUCAAAGCUAUACUAUAUAAUAAUUCGAGAUCACUUUAGGACUUGAACCUAUUUAGGAUGAAUGCGUGGUUUUACUACACAAUACUGUGUAUUUAUUUGGUUUUACUGACCACUGAGCCGGUUUGUGGGAUGGUUUGUUGUUAGUGGUGUUAUUUAAUGUUAUUUCUGUAGACCUGGCAACCCUGUUGAGCAGUACCCCGGCGAAGGCGAGCUCUGGACCUGAGAUGUGAUAGAGGCGUUUUUUUUUCUAUCUGAAAUAUUAGAAAUGCUCAGAGUUGAGCCCGAAAGUUCUGGAAAUUCCCACAGUAUAGCCAGUCUGGUCGAACUGGUUGUAGUUCAGUUAUCAGAUUAAAAAUUCUCGUUGGUGCUUCGACCCGAAUGACUGAAGAGUCAUUUAAAAGAGUCGUUUAAAAGAGUCGUUCAAAACAUUUCUUCUUCUUUUUAAGCCUCGGGACAAGUAGCAGAGGACUUCACACACUCUGUGUCAAUAGUGUAACACCAGGAGAACUGUGAGAAGUGAAAACCGAUGGAAUAUUGUUUCUGUUGUUUCUUCUACUGAGGGGAUUUUACGCUCGGUCUAAGAGUAUUAUUAUUAUUAUUAUUAUUAUUAUUAUUAUUAUUAUUAUUAAUACAGACGGAAUCUGCUGAAUUGUGUGUGGUGUGGAGCGCGAUGAUGAAAGACGAGUUUGCUGAAGAAGAGGACGUCCAGUCAUUUGGAUACAAGAGAUUUGGUUUUCAGGAGGGAACUCAGUGUACUAAGUGUAAGAGUGAGUGGGCGUUGAAGGCUGCUAUAGGCCUGCUCUACGUUCUCUGCAUCUUCCUCAUCAUUGCUGUAGCUGUACUCGGUUACAAAGUGGUUCAGAAAGUGGAUGGCGUUUCUAAGGGAAUGCACAAUUAUGAGGGCAAAAUCAGUGCUAUGGAGACAGAUGUACGAAAGAUAAAUAACGAGUCUGGUUUGAAGUUGAAGAACACUUCCAGCGAGCUGCAGGUGUUUCGUUCUGCGCUAUCGGAAUUGCGUCAAAAGCUAGCUGCCUGCUCAGACUCCGUCAACAGCAACGCUGCUGUCCUGCAGCAGCUCCAAGCCUCAUCACAAGAUGUGCUUUCGCUGCAGGGAUAUUUGCAUUCACAGCUAAAUGCCCAUGCCAGCGCUCUGCAUUCUGCUAAUGCUACACUCUUUUCUGUUGCUGCAAACACACCUGUGUUGCAGCAGGACACUGCACGGCUUCAACACAACUUGCAGACGCACAUCAACGCACAGCGCAUGCUACAGCUUUCCAUCGACCGUCUCAACUUCACUCAAACGCAGCAGGACACUAUCGCAGCAGCGCUCCAGCACACAACGGAAGCAGCAGAUACCAAUAUGCAGAGCGUCUAUAGUGACAUGCUAACGGUGCAGAGGGAGACGCAGCGAGUGGGCGGCAUUGAGGACUGGAUUAGGGAAAAGAUCACGAAUCUGGAAAGAGUUGAAUUUAAUGCAUCAACCUAUGUUCUGUCCACUGCACAGGGACUAAGGGAGGUAAACAUGCAGCUAGCUAGCAUCUCCAGUCAAAUUGUCAACAUUAGCACACACAGCGAUGGUAACGCAGCAAACCUAAGAGAGCUACAGGAACAGCAGCAGGAUUAUGGCAGCCGAACAAGUGCUCGCUUUGAUAGAAUGGAGGAACGGCUGGAUGCAGCAGAAGAAAAUGUUGACAGGGUCACAGGGAUCAUGAGCUAUACCACUUGGAUGCUAGGGGGAGUGAACGGAGAACUCGGUGCUUUGCGGAGCUGCUCGGAGACAGUGGGACAACAUUCAGAUAUCCUGCUGAAUUUAAACAGGACUCUGACUGAGACACGGGCAGAUGGGUCUGCUCUAAAGUCCCAGCAGGAUGAUCUUUCGGCACGGCUAGACAAAGAAGUCAGCAGUCUUUCCAUGAUCAUGGAGGAAAUGAAGCUUGUGGACAGCAAGCACUCCCAGCUCAUCACCAAUUUUACAGUAUUGCAGGGCCCCCCUGGUCCAAGGGGUCCCCGUGGUGAAAAGGGCCUACCUGGUGCAGUUGGUCCUGCUGGUCAGAAGGGGGAGAGAGGUGAUAAAGGAGAGGCAGGUGUUCUAGGUGCUCAUGGAGAAAAAGGAAGUGCUGGCCCUCCUGGAUUUUCAGGUAUCUCAGGUAUGCAAGGGCCCCGUGGUAGCCCAGGACCAAAGGGCUCACGAGGGUCAGGAGGCCGUGCAGGACCCCAAGGCACAAAAGGAGAUCCUGGCACACCUGGACUGCCAGGCAGAGAUGGGAUGCCAGGGCCCCUGGGCUCUCAAGGACCACCAGGUAUCCGUGGGCCAGUUGGUCCUUUCGGGGACCCAGGACCCAUGGGACCACCAGGGCCUAUGGGACCUCCAGGACCACCAGGAUUGCCAGGCAGAGCUACACCAAUUCCAACGAUACUUGCUCCACUAGAAGGUACUUCAUCACUAGUUGCUACGGGAUCUCUGCCAGGAGUUGGCUGCCCUGCUGACUGGGUACGGUUCACAAACAGCUGUUACUUCUUCUCUACUGAAAAGCUUACUUUUGACAACGCUCUUCAAAAGUGCAAUGGCAUGUCUUCAUCCAUGGUCAUCGUCAAUGAUAAUGAAGAACAGGGCUGGUUACAGCUUCACAUAGUCGGGAGAGACUAUUUCUGGUUGGGAUUGUCAGAUCGACAAAAAGAAAAUGUUUGGCGUUGGGUGGACGGCUCAGAGCCUACGUUUAUGAAAUGGGGGCUUGGCCAGCCUGAUAACUGGAGCCAUGGACAUGAAGGAGAGGACUGCGCAGGCCUUGUUACUGGAGGUAACUGGAACGACUUCUACUGUCAUGACCAGCUCGGUUUCAUCUGCGAGAGAGCGGUAAACAGUUGAACUCUGUGACAAUGGAACAGUGCGGCAACAGUAUAUCUCGGCGAACAGAUAAAAUAUGGUCAAAUGACCUCGCAGCUUGUGUCAGAGAUAGACGGCUCUCUUUGACAAGUAGACCUGAUGCAGGUACAACGAAUGAGGAAAGACCACAUAGUAGAUGUAGUAAGCUGCAGUGUUUGGCACAAGGUGAAUUGCUUCGUCUCUACUGACAUUACAUAUUGGUCUCAUUCCUGGACAGUCAGUUCAUAACCAUCAAGGAGCCAUUGACAUUCAGCUGUGAGCUAAACAGGUGUAAAGAAGCAAAUUAAUGUGCAUUUCAGUACUCUAUGGAAUUUUCUACUAUUAUAUGUGUAUAAUUUUGAAUAGUUUUAUUACACUCCCCCCCCACCCCCCCCACCUUGUCCUAAUCUGCCAUUUCUUUAUAUAUGCCCCCUUUUGUCCCACACAUACACAUUUCUACAUAUAAAUAAAUAAUAGAACAAAGGAUAUAAUUUCUAUCAUGUUUGUUCAUUCUUCUAAAAAUAUAUGAUUAACUGUGUAU